AUGUCUAAGAAGAUUGUGAUCAGAGCCGAUCUCGUCGGCAAGAAGUGCACGAGUGGGAUCCUGUCAAUCGUUUCCAAGCUCGAGGGGAUCAAGUCCAUGGUGGUCGACGACGACAAGUGCACGCUGACGGUGGUCGGCACCGUGGACCCGGUGUGCGUGGUGCACCAGCUGAGGAAGUCGUGCUACGCCGCGUCCAUCGUCAGCGUGGAGGACGACAAGCCCAAGGAGAAGAAGACCCCCUGCCAGGAGGCCUGCGAGAAGGCCUGGAAGGACAAGUACGAGAAGGCCUGCAAGGAGAGGUGCGAGAAGGCGUGCAAGGAGCCGUGCUGCGACGACUGCGGCGAGAAGGGGACGCCGUACGCCGGCCACGGUUUAGAAAAAUGUCAAGAAAGAUUAAGAAACUUGAGGAAAAAGGUUAGAGAGUGGAAUAAAAAUGCAGAUGCUUGGUACAGAAAAAUUAAGAUUGAAAUCAUUGGCAAGCUGGAUGUCAUAGAUAAGAAUACUGACGUCAUGGGGCUUACUAUUGGAGAUAGAUAG
Molecule: messenger RNA, 537 nt
Organism: Triticum turgidum subsp. durum (durum wheat)
Lineage: Eukaryota; Viridiplantae; Streptophyta; Magnoliopsida; Poales; Poaceae
Source: the annotation of a GenBank genome assembly